AUGAUACUAAGAGCUCGGGCAUGUGAACAUAAGCUAGACGAGGAAUUCAUCUGUAAAUCAAUGGCAAGACAUUUUGGGAACACUAUCGAAGAAAUAAUGUUAUAUCAAGGAAUUAAUAGUAUUGAUGGAUUUUUGGAGGUUCUAAACCGUUUUGGGAGAGAAAGGAUUCUCAAGGAAAAUAAUUCCUACCAGAGGCCUUCGGCUAGAUAUCUUGAAGAUAAAGAGCCACCUCAGAUGAAAACUAAUCAACAGGUGAAGGACCAAGGAAAUAACCUGCCUUCAAGACCUUAUAAUGAAAAAAUGAACACUAGUCAGUACAACACUGGUUUGCGACCUUAUGAUAAAAGCUACUCAAACUCAGUUAAGAGAAGAAACUUUGAUAGAAGCCAGAAUUGGAAUCAGUCCAAUCCUCAAGUGAACAAAAUUAGCGUAGUAAGGGAGAAAAAUAAUCAAGAACCUGUCAACAGUUAUCAACAGAAAACAUAUCCUGAUAAACAGGCAAGACAGAAUAUAAAUAAUCAGACUUUUGAAGAGAACUACAGGCCAGCAAUUGCUAAACAGCCAGUACAGAACGAAGAGGAAGAUAACAUAAAUAUUGCUUAUAUACCAGAAGAUAGUCAUGAGGACUGGCAAUUAAGGAACAAUGGCUCGGUAAACCACAUUCAAACUAUAUCUUUACCUACCGAACCUUCUCAACCCAUCACAGAAAAUGAAGAACCAACUAUUGAAGAAUAUGAAUAUCCAAAAUUAGAAACAACACAAAAUCAUAAGAAGAUCCAAGCCUUAGUAAAUUCAGGCUAUAAAACAGUCAGUUUAAGCCAGGAAGCACGUAAAAUAGAGUUGAAGCACACUGGACUAGAGAAACUACCAGUACCUAACACUGUAGCAGAGACGAUUACUAGAUGGUCUAAGUCUAUGAGGGAGAAAAUAACUACGGAUGUAAUUCUACCUAACCACGCCAUCAACGACGAAGGCAGAAUAAUCCAAGAAGAACUAGAAGACCAUAGAAGCUAUCUCCGCGGCAAAGUCAAAAUAAAAUGGCAAUGA
Messenger RNA from Nezara viridula (southern green stink bug), 1047 nucleotides. The record is from the annotation of a GenBank genome assembly. Lineage: Eukaryota; Metazoa; Arthropoda; Insecta; Hemiptera; Pentatomidae.